Messenger RNA from Candida albicans SC5314, 2055 nucleotides. RefSeq names its product crossover junction endodeoxyribonuclease. Gene Ontology annotation, molecular function: 5'-flap endonuclease activity; 5'-3' exonuclease activity. The coding region runs from base 1 to 2055 and encodes 684 amino acids. The record is from RefSeq and is a predicted model, not a curated record. Gene Ontology annotation, cellular component: nucleus; cytoplasm. The transcript has a single exon. NCBI's taxonomy places the organism in Eukaryota, Fungi, Ascomycota, Pichiomycetes, Serinales, Debaryomycetaceae.
AUGGGUAUUCCAGAAUUAUGGGAUUUAUUAAAACCUUCAUUUGGUAAACGAAUAUCGCUUGAUGAAUUAGUUGACCAAUCCAUAAAGGAAAGACAACGACCACCGCGUGUUGCCAUAGAUGCUUACCUGUUUAUUUUCCAAGCAGAUCAUAGUAGUAUCAUAGUUGAAGAAAAGGAUGGGGUUCUCAUGCAAAAUGUUAUGGCCAAAAUUCUAGCGUUGGUGGGGUUAAAUAUUUCUGUGAUUGUGGUAUUUGAUGGUAUAUUGAAACCCUUAAAAUUGAAAAGUAAAGAAAAUGAGGGAUUAAUUUAUGAAGACGAAUUACAAAGACUUGCUCUAAUUUCUAACUAUUCGGAAAAUAAUCCAUUCGUGGAACAAUUGAAAAUUGAAUUAUCUAACAAUAAAAUUGAAUAUGUUCAAGCACCAGGUGAAGGUGAAGCCCAAUGCGCAUAUUUGCAAAAACUUGGAAUUGUUGAUUAUGUCAUAUCACAAGAUGUUGAUGCAUUAGUAUUUGGUGCUCGUCGAGUAUUAAGAAAUUUUAGUAGAUUUGCUGAAGAUAUUGGGAAAUCACCGCCGAAAUCCUCUGAUAUAACAGCAAGAUCAUCUUAUUAUGUCACUCCAGUGGAUAUGGAUAAAGUGGAACAAGAAACUGGACUCGCAACAUCUCGACUUGUAUUUUUAGCAUCACUUCGAGGAGGUGAUUAUUCUGUUGGGGCGAAAAAAAUGGGGAUUGUCAAUGCCAAAAAUUUGGCAUUAAGUGGCACAUCAAAGUCAAUGUAUUAUACUGAAAAUAAAAGUAAAAUACAAUUGAAGGAAUUACAGAAAAGUCCACAAAAAUGUAAGGGUCCUCCACCAGAUUUUGCUAAUGAAUUAAUAGAUUGUGUUCAAUCGAAAGAUAGAUCAAUAAAGCUACAUCCGUGGGAUCUGAGAUUAUAUCCAGAGGCUCGUCGAUCUAAUUUUGAUUCUUUAUUGAAAAAGAUGAAUUUUUAUUUAAAAGAACAGAAUAGAGACAUAUUUGGACGUAAAGUUACAUUUCAAGAGGAGUUUGAAUUUGAUGAAUAUUAUACUAUGUUAUAUUUGUUUCCUUUGGUGUCAGAUCAAGUACCAAUAUUCAUACCCGAUACUUUGGGGAGUGGAGAACUCAAAUCAGACUUACACAUUAACCUUCUUGAAAAAACAAAAGUAUCAAGAAUAAGCAAUGCCAUUAAAAGAAAAUUCACACAAAUAGUGGGUGAACCAAUUGAUGAAUUACCAGAAAAACAAACCCACCUAUUUGUUCCCAAAUAUUAUACUUGGUCAAUAAAACACAUUAUAUGUAAAUUGAUCACCCAUGAUUCAGAUUGGAUAAAAGUUACCAAUUACAAAGAAGAGAAUGGUUUACCCAAAGUUAUGCUUAAGUAUGAUGCUUCAAGUAUAUUUGAAAAAUAUCCUGAGAUAAUAGAAGCUAGAAGAGCAGUGGGUGGUCAACCGCAAUCACCAGGUAAGAAUUAUAUAUGGGUUCCACAAUCUUUAGUUGAACAUUAUAAUCCUAAAUUGAUUGAUGAAUAUAUUGAAUCAACGAAAGAAAAAGAAUAUAUAAAGAAAUAUAAAUCUUCACCUCAAAAAACAACAUUAGAUUCACUUGAAGUUUCACCAAUAAAGAAAUCGACAUUAAGGGGACCAGUACCCUUUGAAUUGAAACCAAAAUCACCAAGAAAAUUAUCUCCUAAUAAAUCGACUUCCUUGUCACCUAGGAAACGAAGCAAAUCUGUAUUAUUACCCGGUCAAAAACAACUAGAUUUUUUCUUGGUUAAACAGAAUAAUAAAGAAAAUGCUAUGAAGAGUAUACCUGAACUAAAACCCAAUGAUAAAGCAAUUAUUGAGGACAAUCCAUUUUUGGACUCAUUUAAUUCAACAAAAGAAGAUGAAAGAAAUAAAGAUAAUGAGGAAGUAAUGCAACAAGAAGAAGAAAAAUCAAAUCCAAUUGAAAAGACGAUUACUGAGGAAGCUUACAGUUCAGAGUUGACGUUCCCGACAUUUCUGCUUGAUCGGAUAUUCCUUAAAGAUUCAGAAUAUUAA